AUGAAAACGUUGAUAUCUAUGUACUUCCUUACCAGAAGCUUAAAUUUCAUACAAGAUCGAUUUAAUAUUGGUCCCCUUACACUUUUGUAUGUGGACGGUGGACGAAUUAGCCCAGUUCUUGCAGCGACUGCCUCAACGACUGGACUCUCUCUCUCUCUUUCUCUCUCUCUCACUCUCUCUCUCUUUCUCGCGCUGUCUCUCUAUCUCUGGGUUUCACUCUCUUUGUCUCUCUAUCGCCUUUCUUUGUCACAGAGACCCGUUGCUGAGAUCGAACCUAGACGACUAGAUUCUUCUUCUUCUUCUUCUUCUUCUUCUUCUUCUUCUUCUUCUUCUUCUUCUAUGUCCUCUGUCCCUUCAGGGCCUCCUUGUAUUUGCUCACUCUCUCUUUAUCUCUCUCUCUCUCUCUCUCUCUCUCUCUCUCUCUCUCUAUCUAUCUAUCUAUCUAUCUAUCUAUCUAUCUAUCUCUCUUUCUCCUGCACACACUCUCUCUACAUUAGGCCUUGA
Molecule: messenger RNA, 504 nt
Organism: Acanthosepion pharaonis
Lineage: Eukaryota; Metazoa; Mollusca; Cephalopoda; Sepiida; Sepiidae
Source: the annotation of a GenBank genome assembly